Fomitopsis serialis is the source of this 2434-nucleotide messenger RNA. RefSeq lists its product as uncharacterized. Gene Ontology annotation, cellular component: nucleus. The record is from RefSeq and is a predicted model, not a curated record. Lineage: Eukaryota; Fungi; Basidiomycota; Agaricomycetes; Polyporales; Fomitopsidaceae. The transcript has 17 exons. Gene Ontology annotation, biological process: DNA-templated transcription; regulation of DNA-templated transcription. Bases 80 to 2314 code for a protein of 744 amino acids. Gene Ontology annotation, molecular function: DNA-binding transcription factor activity, RNA polymerase II-specific; zinc ion binding; DNA binding.
CGACACAAGAACCCUCCGACCCCCGCAGCCCUCCAGACACUCAGCGACGCCCAUACACGUCCACAUCUCCCAGAUACCAAUGCCCAAGGCAUCCAGCUCAGCGACUCGUGCAAGUGGGGAACAGCCUUUCCAAGCCGCCCAUGUAUUGCGGCGAAAUCAGGCUUGUCACCAGUGUCGAAGAAGGAAGCUGAAAUGCGAUGCAAAGCGGCCUUGCUCAACCUGCGUGCGGUCUCAUUCAUAUGCCGUGGCCCACGCACCCCCGGGCGCGGAGCUUCCCCCCAAUCCUCACUGCACGUUCGAUGAAGUUUCUGAAGAUGACGAGGCCCCAGAGAUUGUCGACAACCCGAAAGCCCGGUUCGAACGUCUCGAGAACAGGAUAAACGAGCUCGAAUCUCUCUUGCGAGAGAAGGACAAGGGUCCAACGCCUCAGUCUAGCACUGCGUCUCAUCGAACAAAUGGCGCGACACAUGCGAUAGACGGCCUCGUUCCCGGCACGCAGCCGAACAACACCACUCACUUGCCACGAGGUUAUGGGAGCGAGUCGUACAACUCCGCGCAGAUGGUGGCCAUCGACCCCGCUUUGAGUUUGCCAGAAUUCCAGUCAGGUUCUCCCCUCGAUAACCUGGCCGGUGUCGCAAGCCUUAUGGGCGCGCCUGGACCUUCACGCAUCACCAAUGGCUCCCCUACCACAGAGCCAAGCACGACAACGCAAGUUGACAGUCCUGAUCAUGACCUCGAUAUCAUGUAUAGCUCGUGGCCACGCGAUCUGCCAAACCCAAACUUCUUGCGGCAUCUCGUGGACGCUUUCUUCUCAUAUCACCCGGAUGCGACGCGCAUGUUCCACCAGCCGACAUUUCUCUCAACGUUACUGCUCCAUCCGACACAUCCUAGGUUUCCCUUCAUAGGCCUGCUUCACGCCAUAUGCGCUGUAGGUAGCAUGUAUACGGCUGCCGUACCGAGUCCGGCGAUACCGUCGGGCCCUGAAUUUUCCCCAUACGAUGUUUUCUCGGAUAGGUGGAGAGUACGCAAUGGUAUCAUUGACUCUUUUCCAGAGGUGCAGGCGAAAUUCAGCAAAGCUGCAAUCGAUGCGUCGAUGCAGGAUGGCGGGAAGCUGUUCCAGACAGUCCAAGCUGUUAUCCUUCUCGCGUGGUGGUACUGGGCAAACGCAAAGUGGUCCGACGCCUAUUUGCUUACAUCGCAUGCACUGCGCUACGCAGUCCCUUGCGGGCUGAACGUUUGCCCUCCAUUCCACACAAUUGCUGAGCCUGUAAGGCCACCUUCUCUGCUUCCCCCGGCUUCAACUGUCGUUGAAGAUGAGAUGAGGCGGAACACGUUCUGGAUAGGCUAUGCUAUCGAGCGUUGUCAUGGGACAGCGAAUGGUUGGGCGAUGACGCUCGACGACCAAGACGUCUCUCAGCUGCUACCACUUCGUCGAGAUCAGUUCGAGCAAGGAAUUUUGGUCCUCCCGCAAGAACGACAGUGGUCACACGACAAGGACAUGCUCAUUAAACACCCUGAGGACCAAGUAGACGGGUUCAUCCUCUUCGUCAAGGCGACCAUGAUCCUCUCGCGCGUCAAGAACUUUAACAUGCGCUUCCGGUCGAAGCACCAUUCCGGCGACCCCUCGGCGCAGGUCAUCAACAAUCUGUUCCCUCCGCCGCACGCGUGCAAGUAUAGCGACAGCGACGGUGAGCCGAUGGACCCGCGGCAGACGGCGGCGUUCUUGGAACUGGACCAGUUGGUGACGGCGUUCAGGUCGUCGUUUCCUGUGCACCUGAGGAAUCCAGCGAAAGAGCAGGUCGACGCGCACCUAUUCUCGGCUAUUACUGCUGCGCAUCUUGCCGACAUACUCUUGCAUGAGUCUCACGCGGUCAUCGGUAGGAAAAACUGCGUUUCGUCGUGCCGCAUUUUGAAUGCCGCGCGCGCGAUGCUGGACCUGCUGUACCAGGUCAACUCCACUAGUUAUGACCUCACGUUCUUGAGCGUGUUCCCUGUUAUGUGCUGGUUUAUGGCUGGCAGGGUUUUCGUACGAUUCUUGCUCGCGGCGAUCAACCAGAAUAGUGAAGAACAGUGCUUGACGAUCUGGGCUGAGGUGGAUUACAUCCGCACCGCUAUGUUCCGAGUGGGCGCACAUGUCCCAUUAGCUCACCGCUAUGGGUCGAUGCUGCACGACUUGCUCGUGCAGAGCUGCGGCGACCGGUACGCAGGGCCUGCGCCCAUGAUGACACAGAGCAUACCGGACGUGGAUAUUGUCGCGUCGCAGAACAACGUGUAUGGGGCCAGCCUGCAGGCGAUCCCGACGCCGCCGUCGUGAAUCAGAAUUGUAUGUUAGGUUCUGUUACGGAUGGUCGGAAUUUGUGCGAUAUAUACAUAGAUCAUCUACGGUUGAUGUAUUGAGUAGUAAUGUAUGUCUAUCAUGGAGCGGUUCACCAUA